Magallana angulata is the source of this 2987-nucleotide messenger RNA. RefSeq lists its product as uncharacterized. The transcript has 6 exons. Bases 76 to 1020 code for a protein of 314 amino acids. The record is from RefSeq and is a predicted model, not a curated record. Lineage: Eukaryota; Metazoa; Mollusca; Bivalvia; Ostreida; Ostreidae.
UUUCAAUCGCUUUGGUGAUUAGAAAUCAUACUAUUUCGAUCGGUUAACUUAUACAGCUAAUUUUGAAAACGCUGCAUGGUGUGGAUUGAAAAUACACUUUCUUUAACUACUGUUUCAAUCCAAUGUUUUCUCAGACGUCCGCGACAAUUCCCGCCAAAAGAACAGAAGUAUAUAUAUAGUCAGUGUCGAGCAAACUCCUGCAAAAGCGAGAUGGCGACAAGAGGAGUUGACGCGAAAGUGUAUAUUGUAUCGAACUCUCAGGAAAGGAAAACGGACAAAGGAGAGUAUGGGCAAACCGUAGUAUACGACAACACAAGUAAAGGGAUAAAACAAAUGACAUUCCCUCUGAAGUUUACAGACAAUCUCCUUACAGGGAAAUUUUAUUUGAUCAAAGCUGUGAGCAUAGGCGACACCAUUCGCCUGUACGAGACAUCCAGGGUUUUUGAGUGUGGAAAAUUUCCCAUUGAAAUGGACAAAAUUAACAAGUACCUCAACCCUCCAGAACUUUCUGUUGAACAAGUGAUGGAAACGCCCCAAAAAGCAACAGUCACAGUGAAAGGAAUUCUGCGUAAUUACACAGAGAUACUUACAUCACCUAAUAGCCAGAGGAGAGAAAUCACAUUAGAGUCCUUGCAGGGUUCAAGAAAGGUUGUUUGUAAGCUCUGGGGGAAAUGCGCAACUUUUGACAUGCCGCCUGUGGACAGUAUUAUUUCUGCAACAAAUAUGCAAAUUGACCAGUGGCGAGGAGACAUUUGUCUUAAUUCCAGCGUGCUGACACGUUUGAAGGAAACUGAAGAAGAAGGCAAGUUUCAUGGAGAAGUUGAAGCAUUGGAGGUGUCUGAAAACUACAGUUACAUCAUUGUCAACGGGAUGACUUUAAAGAUACGAACUGAAAUGGUAGAGGCGAUCUUUGGAGGUCAAACCUUCAAAGAGAACAUUCAUGUAAAAGGUUCAGUGAAAGGCACCACAGUCGUCAACAUAAACAAGAUCAACCCUGCUAAAAAAUCAAAGUUGGAAUAGUGUAGAAUCAAGCCAUGCAACUGCCUUCCACUAGUUUUGACACGGGUUAAGAUUAAGCUGCAUUAUGACUCUAUUUAGCUUAUACAUUUUAGCAUAGUAAAAAUAGUACAUGCUCUUUAGCACACAAUGUGUAAAUGUACAUGUACAAAUUACCAAGAAUUUCUCAUUCCAUUGUUGUUCUAAGAUUUCGGCCCUUUUGAACGUACAAUUUUUGCCAUAUAUUAACAAUAUGCAAGCACAACUUCUCUUAAACCACUGCACAGAAUUUAAUUUUACUAGAAAUUAUUUAAUAAAGCACGCAAUGUAUGCUAAUUGCAAGGAAUUUUCAUUUUUAUAUUAUUUAUGCGAAUUUUAACCUAGCUUUUUUAAUUUUAAAUUUAAACUGCAUGAAAUUCAAUUGAUGCUAUUUAGAUCGCAUAUUACCAGUCAGCUCUGAUAAUUUCAUUAUUAUAGGGGGAGGGGGGGGGGAUUACAGCACUUUUUAAAUUUAGAAUUCUGCCCAUAUAUUUAAUUUUGUAAUGAGCAGCCUGAUCGAAAGCACCAUUCCUCUUAAACUGCUGCAUUCAAUUGUUGUUAUUUAGAACACAUUGUGUAGAUCCACAUAUUACCAACAAAUUCUGAUUCCAUAAAUAUUUGGCAAAAUUUGAUGCUUUUGAAUAUAUAGUUUUCUUGUUCUUGAAAUACAUGUGCAUAUUUGCGGAAAGUUUUGAUCUGAUAAAUUUGUUUAGUAAUUCUUUGAAUUGAGUAUUUAAUUGAUAAAUACGUACCCUACUAUUAAUGAUGUAAGCAUUGUCAAGUAACGGGGAAGAGUGCUGUAUGUAAACUUGCUCACUUUUUCCUCCAUAAUACAUUUAUUACAGUCAUUACUCAUAUAGUAUAAAUGCAUCAAUCUCACCCUUGCUAUUAACAAAAGAGAGUUAAUAUUCUCUGAUUAUCAACAGUCAUUGUUUUCAUCAAUAUCAGAAAGAUAUUUCUAUGUGUUGCAUAUAUUUAAGAUUAGGAUCACAUGAACAUGUUCAGCUGACCUCUUCUGAUCACUUGUUGUCCAUCGUCUGUCUGCCACAAGAGGAUUAUUACCCCAAGGCCAAUGCUACAUCCUUGGAAAAAUUUUUUAAUUUCAACAGAAAAAUAUGUAUUUUAAGUCUUGGAAUAUAAAUUAAGCAAUUUUUGUCAGUUUUACAAUAUUUCGGAUUUUAUUAAUACAUUUCAAGAGAUGCACGAACUGCUCUUCAGGUGGGCGAUGUUGCCUUAUUAUUUUUUUAGUUCUAAUGAACUAUGUCCCAGGUUAAAGAAAACCCUUGACACUGGUAAUUGUGUAUGUCUGUUCUUAACAACCUUUGUCACUGAUUAAAGGGACCUGCACACAUUUUGAGCACAUUUUUUUUUAAAUUUUAAUUUCAUUCUUAGCUUGUUAUUUACAUGUGUGUUGAAUUUGUAAACAUUUCAAAUCUUCCAUGACCCUGUUUAAAAUAUAUCUAUGAAUACAAUUUGAAUCAGUUUUUCUUGUACUAUGCCAAGUCAUUUUUCAAAAAUAUCUUAGUUUUUGUAUAUCAUUAAUUUUGUAAACCAAUAUAAAUGACCCCGGCAUUGUUUACAAAACAAUGGAUUCUCACUUGUGUAUAUUAUAUUGCAUGUAACUGCAUGACUUAUCACUCAAAUUUUGUCAACCAGUAUGCACAAGUAAACAAGUUUAUACUUAAAAAUUAAAAUUUUAUCUCAAAUUUUAUCUAGGUCCCUACAUGCAUACUCAUUAGACUUGCUUUAAAUUUUGUCAGAUUCUCUAUAAGCAUGCCACAUUUAUAUUGUUAACCCAAUGGUAACUACCCUUUCAAUGGCCUGUCUUAAUAUUUACAUUUAACGUUCAAAACUUUAUAUUCACUGAACAGAUUACCUAUUAAUUCACAUACAUUGAGCAUUGGCUCACAUAUAUCAUUUUUUUUUGUAAUACCCCAUCACGGAUUUUAUUU